This is a messenger RNA of Drechmeria coniospora, 495 nucleotides long. RefSeq lists its product as uncharacterized. Lineage: Eukaryota; Fungi; Ascomycota; Sordariomycetes; Hypocreales; Ophiocordycipitaceae. The transcript has 3 exons. Bases 1 to 495 code for a protein of 164 amino acids. The record is from RefSeq and is a predicted model, not a curated record.
AUGCCAUCCGUCUGGUCUGCAUCGUGUCUGCUCACUGCUAUCCUUCAGCACGCCUCGAGAGGAUCGCAGGGGACCACUCCAGGAGUAAUAAAUAGCAUCGGCAACGGGUUCAAAGCACGGGCUAAAUCGCAAGCCAAGGACGUUGCAGGCACGAACUAUACAUUGUGGCCGACGUACGCUCUAGACGAGAUCCGCUACGAUUGCAGCCCGCCUCUUAACUACAGCUACGCAAUCCAAGCAAGCAUAAACCCUAUCGGUCCCAACCUCCAGGAGCCCCAGAAUGGAGAAAAGGCCACAACCUUUGCGACUAGAAACGGAGAAGAUAAUGGGACGGAUCCCGACAAAACCUUCCACAUGGAAGGCGAUACAAUAUACCUGGCCUACAACGAUAUCCUCUUUGGCCCCGACGACGAUAAUGCGGCCAACGAGGUUCAAGUCCGAUGCCCCUACUGCUACAAGAUCUGGCCAUCUCUAAAGGAGAAGGUCCAACACUAG